GCAUUUCCAGUGUGAUGUCAAAACGAACACGUUCCAGGAGGGAUUUUUCGUUUGCGCCAUUCCAAGCCACGUUUUCACGUAGCUUUUGUGCGCGUGUAACUGAAAGACUGUCCGGUGAUGUGUACCUAAUGCGAGAUGCUGAACAGCUCUCAGUACUUUAUCAGGCCGUUGAUUUCGUCCAAAACGAGUCGCUGUCAGCAUUAGCGAGUGGUUUUAAUCCUGAAGAUGGAACGUGUUCGGUGUUGCUGGUCGACUAUGGACAGCGUGUCACUUGCCAGUGCUUUGCAGUCUACGAUAUCCAUGAACAGCUGGAAAUUGAUAAAGAGUAUCUGGUAUCUAUCACAGCGCAAGCCGGUGACGGUAUUUGCCGAGGAAGAAUUAAACAUACCCCACAAGGUGUAACCUCGAACCGUCAUCAGCAGCAUGAAGAUGACGAGUCGGAUGCGGAAGAUACCGGUCACUCACCUGAGCAUGACGAUCUGAGCAGUCACAUGAUGAAGGCAGUAGCGGCAAUUGAGAAAGCCAGUCAAGAUGGAGCUCUUCCCAACAAUCCCUAUGCGAAUUUUUUACCUGCCAAUUUUCGGCCGACGUAUGGCCAUGCUCCAGGCUGCAUCGCUGGAGGGAAUCCGUUUGCAGUGCCAUUAGCCUGUCAUCCUCUGGAACCAAAUCCCCGGACUUGUUCUCUUGAACACGUUUUACCACAUCCAGCAGAGCUGGGAUACCGAAGUGCUGAAGCAAAUUUUCGUCUAUAUCCUCCAGAAAACAACGUCCAAUUUAAUCCAUAUUGGGCACAGCAGCCGCUACAAGCGUGGUUAGUUUAAUU
Molecule: messenger RNA, 823 nt
Organism: Gongylonema pulchrum
Lineage: Eukaryota; Metazoa; Nematoda; Chromadorea; Rhabditida; Gongylonematidae
Source: the annotation of a GenBank genome assembly